CCAAUUUAGACUUAUUUUGUUUGAGAUGCGAAUGUGCUGUGUCUGCUUGGAAGUUUCUGACUUCGACUUCGAGAGGGUAAAAGGCCAAGAGGAUUUCUAGGGUUUACCUGCACCAGACCAUCUGGUCUGUUCUUGACUCGUUUGUUGUAGAAUCGUAGAUAUUACCGGAGCCAUAUUAUGUCUUUUUUCAAUCUUAGAGCUCGAUUUGGUCUAAGUCCGCUGUGCAGAGCCAUGGUAUCUGACCAGGACAGGUGACCUAUCUUCCACUUCUGGAUCUGUCUGGAAGUUCUCCAAUUCGUCGAAGCCAUGUCAACAUCCAAGAAGGUGAUCACAAGGGAAGAAUGGGAGAAAAAGCUUAAAGAUGUGAAUAUAAGGAAGGAGGAUAUGAAUAAGUUGGUGAUGAACUAUCUGGUGACGGAAGGUUAUGUUGAGGCGGCCGAGAAAUUUAGAAUCGAGUCUGGCACCGAACCGGAAAUAGAUCUUGCCACAAUAACCGACCGCAUGGCGGUGAAAAAGGCUGUUCAGUCUGGUAAUGUGCAAGAUGCAAUAGAGAAAGUCAAUGACUUGAAUCCGGAGAUUCUUGAUACCAAUCCACAACUAUAUUUCCAUCUACAACAGCAAAGACUGAUAGAAUUAAUACGAUAUGGAAAAGUAGAAGAGGCUCUCGAGUUUGCACAGGAAGAGCUUGCACCAAGAGGGGAGGAAAAUCAAAACUUUUUGGAGGAAUUGGAGAGGACAGUUGCCCUGCUAGCAUUUGAGGAUGCAAAGAAUUGUCCCUAUGGUGAACUUUUGGAUGUGUCACAGCGGUUAAAAACUGCAAGUGAGGUGAAUGCUGCCAUAUUAACAAGUCAGAGCCACGAGAAAGAUCCAAAGCUUCCAAGCUUGCUAAAGAUGCUUAUAUGGGCUCAAAACCAGCUUGAUGACAAAGCAGCUUAUCCUCGUAUCAAUGAUCUAUCCACAGCAACACUAGAAGAGCCGGCCAUCUAAAGUGGAAGCUUUCAAUACUCAAAAUAUUGGAAACCAGGUCAGAUGCUUCGAUUUUUCAUUGGAUGGAGUGAUGGGGGUUUAUGUGAAAUUUGAAUCCCGAGCCACAUUAUUUAGUUUUAAGGUGACAUUUCUCUGCUGCAAUCAUGAUGUACAAGUUGUGUUGUGACUACGUUUUUUUUUUUUUUUUUAUGUUCCCUCAAAAUAUAUAGACUAUAAACUUUAUAAAUAUUUAUUCCGUGAUGACGGACUUCAAUUCUACUUCUAACUUGAGAUGUGUUAGUACCAUGUAGUUCUUUAUGUCC
Molecule: messenger RNA, 1289 nt
Organism: Dendrobium catenatum
Lineage: Eukaryota; Viridiplantae; Streptophyta; Magnoliopsida; Asparagales; Orchidaceae
Product: protein GID8 homolog
Exons: 6
Coding region: 307-987 (226 amino acids)
Biological process (GO): proteasome-mediated ubiquitin-dependent protein catabolic process
Cellular component (GO): cytoplasm; nucleus
Molecular function (GO): protein binding
Source: RefSeq, a predicted model, not a curated record